Mizuhopecten yessoensis (Yesso scallop) is the source of this 1385-nucleotide messenger RNA. RefSeq lists its product as uncharacterized. Bases 25 to 888 code for a protein of 287 amino acids. Gene Ontology annotation, cellular component: kinetochore; MIS12/MIND type complex. The record is from RefSeq and is a predicted model, not a curated record. The transcript is spliced from 5 exons. Lineage: Eukaryota; Metazoa; Mollusca; Bivalvia; Pectinida; Pectinidae. Gene Ontology annotation, biological process: mitotic sister chromatid segregation.
CAGGAUAGUGGGACGAAAUUUAAAAUGGCUGAGGCCGUCGCAGAACAGAUUAAUUCGCCGAAGAUUUCCUGUUGUAGUCGUAAUUCUGCUGUUAAAAUCAAUGAGUGUGUACAAACCAAGAUAGACAAGACAAUAUGUGACUAUGAAACACUAAAUGAAGAUCAGAAAAGCACAACCAAAGCUCGGUUUGAUGAGGUAUUUCAGUCAGCCUUCACGUUGAAUCUUGAGAUUGGGGGACAGAGCUGGACUAACAAUGGAAAUGCUGGGGAUUGUACCUCAGAAUAUCAACCUCUAGACAAGACAAAGAAACUAUUUAUCACUGACACCUUAUCAACAAAACUAGAUGAUGGCAUCGUCAGAGUAGCUCACAACAGAAAAACAACGGGCAAAAAGUUCAAAUACAAGAUGAAGAAAGUGAUUGCAGCAGAAAUUGAAUACAUGAGUCAGAUCCGGGUAGUGAAUGUGGACAAUGAACCUUACCAGAGUGAUUUCUGUGUAUACAGCACUGUCACAUGUAACCGGCUGUUGGAGGCAGACACCACCCUCUUGGACCUCACCAAGACAACAACAACACUAAUUCAGCAGUUCAGCAAUUUAGAAAAAGCAGUGGAGAUCAAUGAAAGCAGAAAGACUUGCAAGACUGAUCAGAUCAUAUUCAAACCCAGCUCAGAUGAAGGAAAAAUGGCUAAGAGUAUCACACCUUUAAAAAGAAAACUGAGUGACAGUCAAGAUAUAUUCCCUGCUAAAAGACAAAAUUCUUCUUGGCUUGCAAAUGCUCCAUCGCCUUUUCAAAGUCUGAAUCGCACACAAAAUGUGACUGUUGAGAAAAGGUGUUCUCCUCGUUUAGCAGCCAAGAACACAGACCAUAGAACACGCUUAAAGUCGUGAAAGGAAUGUUUUUACCAUACGUUUUUACCAUUAAUCUUUCCAUGUUUAGGAUCUUCAUAACUAUAAUACUGUUGGUCUUUGAACAAAAGAGAAAGUCAACUUGUUGCAAAAAUAAGGAAAUUCAUAAAAGUUUUAAAAUCUUUUUUAUUAGCUCACCUGGCCAAAAAGGCAAAGUGAGCUUAUGCCGUGGUGCAGUGUCUGUCAGUCAUUCAUUGCCAAUUUUUCCUUCAACAACUUGUAAAAAACCCGAAGAGCCUUUUGUCAUGAUAUUUUGCUGGAAGCUUCCUUGGAUUGAGCCAAACAAAGUUUGUAAACAAACAUGUCCUUGACCCAUUUCAAAGUCACAGGGGUUGAAUAUGUCUUAAACUCCAAACACCUUUUUUUGCGAUCGCCUUUUGUCCGGCCGUGUCCGACGUGCGUCCUUAAUCAAUUUACACAAAAAAAAUUCGACUUCUUCUCCAAAACCCCUGAACCAAUUUUCAAUGAAAUUUUGCAGA